Messenger RNA from Paramacrobiotus metropolitanus, 2383 nucleotides. RefSeq names its product ATP-binding cassette sub-family F member 2-like. Bases 306 to 2081 code for a protein of 591 amino acids. Gene Ontology annotation, molecular function: DNA binding; ATP hydrolysis activity; ATP binding. The transcript is spliced from 10 exons. Lineage: Eukaryota; Metazoa; Tardigrada; Eutardigrada; Parachela; Macrobiotidae. The record is from RefSeq and is a predicted model, not a curated record.
CACGCACAAAAACUUUCGCUUUCGCACACUACGAAUCACUUUUUUGUAAAACUUCAUGUCAUUUUAAAGCUAAAUGAUUUGUAUACAUUGUUCCGAAACCCGUUUCCCUUAAGCUAUGGAUAUGGACAGGACAGUAUGGUGUCUUUUUAGUCUUGCCCAAAGCGUCUGUUAAAGUUAUAAUAUUAUAAUUAUUGUUUUUCUCCUUUACCGUAAAGGCUUUACCCUGGGAUAACGUUAAACGUGGUGUUAUGAAAAGCAAAAUUCUCGUGGUCCUUCUGAGCUUUUGGUAACUUACCGCAACCACAAUGUCUAGCGUUUCCAAGAAGCGCGAGGCCGAGAACACGGCCGCGACUGCUACUGCGCCUAAGAAGAUCAAGAUGAUGGAAUCGCAGGGAUCAGGAAUUAUUAAUGGCCAUGCUCCCACUGGCAGUGAAAUCGCGACAGUCGGCGAUAGCAAACCAGUGACGAAAGUGGAAGUUGAACUUAAGGAACAAGAUAUGGCCAGCCUGUCUCGCACGUGUACCGGGGUCCUGGCCAGCCCGUCGCAGUCGCGCGAUCUGAAAAUCCACAAUUUCUCCGUGAAUUGCCACGGGUUUGAGUUGUUGGGCGACACGCAUCUGGAGUUGAACGCCGGCAAUCGGUAUGGUCUGAUCGGACUGAGCGGCUGCGGGAAGAGUACGCUGCUGGCGGUUAUCGCUCACCGCGAGAUACCCAUCCCCGCGGGACUGGAUAUCUUCCAUCUGCACCGCGAGAUGGCCCCCGUGGAUAAGACUGCGCUACAGUGUGUGAUGGAGAUCAAUGAGGAAAGGAUGCGACUGGAGAAAGAGGCAGAGGAGCUCGCGCACGCUUAUCCUGAAGCCUCGCACGAUAAAUUGAUGGAUUUUUAUGAGCGCCUGGACGAAAUUGGAGAAAAAGGUGCAGAAACUCGUGCAGCGGAUAUCUUGCAUGGUUUAGGCUUCACCAAACAGAUGCAGCAGACCAAAGUCAAGGAAUUUUCUGUCGGCUGGCGUACGCGCCUUACCCUGGCCCGCGCCCUGUAUCUUAAACCUGCUAUUCUACUUUUAGAUGAACCGACAAACCAUCUGGAUCUGAAUGCCUGCGCAUGGUUAGAAGAGGAGCUGAAAUCGUAUAAGAAAAUUCUUGUUGUGAUUUCUCAUUCGCAAAACUUCCUAAACAGCGUAUGUACCCACACUAUUAAUCUGGAUCAAAAGCAGCUGAGAUACUACGGCGGUAAUUAUGAAUUUUUCGCGCGAACACGGGCAGACGAAGUGAGAAGCCUACUCAAACCGCGCAAAUGGGAAGAUGAACAAAUCGAUCAUAUGAAGGCUUUGGAAAAGAUGAGUCUGGACAAAGCUACCCUGGUCAGCUGGUGCUAUCAAAACUUUUUUCCAAAACUUGUGCUCGGCUGUUUCGUAAAAGUUGAUGUGCAGAAGUAUGGCGUGGAUUUCGAAAGUGUUCGGCCCACUUAUCAGAUUGGCCGAAUUGUGGGAAUAAGCGAACUAAAAUCACCGUAUUGGAUAACUACUAGCUUGUCACCUGGAGGGCCACCAUCAGAUACUAGGACAAAUUGGAAUCUUGUGGUUAGAUUUGCUGAUGGAAAAAGUGACUUUUUAUUGGAUGACGUGUCAAGACAAAAGGGCACCGGGCAAGAAGUUGCCGCUUAUCUCGAUUCUUUGGAAAGAGACGGUUUUGUUAUCACUGACCAUCGAAAAAUGGAAAGCAAGAUGAAUGAGCUGGACGAGAUCGUCGGCCGCCCGACAACUGACGAAGAUUUUCAGGAAUUCUUAGCGAAUCAACGGAAAUGCCUUUCAUAUCCCUGGACAUUGUCCAUCCGUGAAUUGCACGAUUUGUUGCCUAUGCGGAAGCUAAAAGCUGUUCAAUCUAAGGACUUCAAGCGCGCGGUGCGUAUACAAGAGCAGUUAGAUGAUUUACUGGCAUACCGGCCCGAGCUGGAUGAAACCAAUGCGGCUAGCUGGAAUCCACCGGUGAUUGUUGACAAAAAAACCCGUCAAGAGCGUAUUCGGAAGCAAAUUGGACGUCGCCGUUCCAUGUCCGAUGCCAAGGAUUAUCCAUUUUGUUAGGAUACGGAAUUGGAAACUUGUUGGUCUAAAUUCUCUGGAAGUCUGGCGUGUAAAUUCGCUGCUUUUUAAAACAACAGCUCUGAAAUUUUUAGGAAUAGUUCUGCUGAAAUUGUGACAUUUCGACAUGAAGUUAUCUGCAAUUCAGUCUCAGCUUUCUGGCAUUACAGCCCGUUUGUGUACACUUGUUAGAAUUUACGCUAAUUAUUGCAAUGUUUUUUUAAGCAGUCUGGCUUCUCUGUGGAGUGUUUUGUUAAAACCACAAAAUUCUUUGGGAAAGAGCAAACUUGUAAAUACCUACUCCA